UUUUUUUUAAUCUUUAUAUAAGUCCUAUUUUCUAUUUCUAUUUCGUAUCAUAAUACUUAUCAAAAUGAUGAAAAUUGAACCUGAUAGGCUCGUAAAGGAAGAGCUUGAGUAUGAAAUUAAGAUUAGAGGAAUUUUACCAACUGGAAAUGUCAAAGAGUUAACAAGGACACUUCGUGAUUUGCUAACUUUAGAGAACGAGGGUCAUUCAUUUAGUAUGAAAGUUGAGUUUGAUGCUGAGAGUGAAAUUAAAAUUUGCCAGGAAAAAUUAAUAGAUCUUGAAUCUCUGAUUAAAGCUCCACUAUCGGAGGCCAUUAUUAGAAAAUUAAAAUCAAAAUUAGGGCAUUUAGUAGGUCGUUGUGAGAGAAUUACUUCCAAUGAUAAAGAAAUAAUAGAAAUAAAAGCAAAACUCUUAACUGAUAUUUUUAAGUAUGUAUCACUUUUUCGAAAGUUGUGUGAGGAACAUAAGGGAUCGUCAGAACCUUUAGAUAUCCAAUUUCAGCAAAGUUUAAUAACUUCAACUCCCAAUAGGUCUAGUUCAAAUGCAACUGAAAAUCAAAGUGCAACUGGGCUGCCAGUAUUAAUGAAUAAUUUAAGUCUUAACAAAAGGGUUAAUUUUUCUUCGUGGGGUUUAACUUUUAGUGGGGAUUCAGAUACAAUGGGAUUAAAUGCAUUUUUAGAAAGAAUUGAAGAACUGUGUGAAGCUCAUAAUGUGUCACAUGAUGAUUUAUUCAGGGGUGCUAUUGAAAUUUUUGAGGGAAAGGCUCUUAUUUUCUACAGGGCAUUAAAAGGGAAAGUUAAUGAUUGGAAAACUUUAUGUGAACAUUUCAGGGAAGAAUUUUUGCCUAGGGAUUAUACUGAAAGGUUAUGGGAGCAAAUCAAAUCAAGAACUCAAGGGGAAAAAGAAUCCAUUACAAUUUAUGUAGCAUACAUGACUAAUUUAUUUAACAGAUGCUCUGCAUCAAUAAACGAAGCUAUGAAACUAAAAAUUUUGAGAAAAAAUAUUUUACCAUUUUAUCAAACGCAGCUAGGGUUAGUGGACAUAUCUACAGUGGAUGAACUUAUUAAGCUUUGUAAACGAAUUGAGGAUAGUAGAGUGAAUGUUUUGAAUUUUGUACCGCCAACAGUAGAUAAGCACUCAGUUGAACCAGAUUUGCUAUAUAAGGCUAAUGCGAUUGAAAAACAAAGUAGGAAAAGGUUAGAUAGUUUGGAAGCAGAGAAACAAGUCAGUUUUAAUUUACAACCAAGUAAUAAACAAAUUUCAAAUAAUAAAAGUAGAAACUAUAGUUCAGAUAGAGAAAGUACAGAUAGAAAUGCUCACUUAGGUAGAAAUAGAGAAAUUAGUAACGAUAGGUUAAAUCGGGGUAGCGUUAGGGAACAAGACAGACGAACUGGGACAGUAAAUAAAUGGAGAGAUGGGUCAUAUGAUAGAGCUAGAUUUUAUAGGAAUAGGAGUAACGAUCGUUCGAGUAGUGUUGAAAGUUAUAAUGGGGACAGAUUUUAUCAAGACAGAAGUAGGGAACGUCAUAAUACCCCAGAAAGGUAUUAUAAUAAAAAUAGGUUAAGUAGAAAUAAUGAUUAUUUUGCUGGGAAUCAGCCUAGGGAAAAUAGUUUUAAUAGGGGCAGGUCGUCCUGUAGGGAUAGAUCUGAUUUAGGUAGUUAUAGGGAACAUAGAAAUAGUAGGUAUGAUAGUUAUAAUAGGGAUUUGGAUAAUAACACUAGAGGGAACGUCGUUAAGUGUUAUAGAUGUAAUGGGGAUAAUCAUUUAGCAAGACAUUGUAAAGCGCAGGUCAGAAAGUGUUUUUCUUGUGGGUUAUUAGGUUAUACAAAAGUUAGUUGUCCAAAAUGUAAUAAACAGGGAAACGGUUCGAGGAGUUAAGUGUAAACCGAGCUUCAACUUCGACGGUUUUAUCGGUUGAUAAUUUUGGCU
Messenger RNA from Sitophilus oryzae (rice weevil), 1927 nucleotides. RefSeq lists its product as uncharacterized. NCBI's taxonomy places the organism in Eukaryota, Metazoa, Arthropoda, Insecta, Coleoptera, Curculionidae. The record is from RefSeq and is a predicted model, not a curated record. Gene Ontology annotation, molecular function: nucleic acid binding; zinc ion binding.